AUGCCCAACUCCUUGACGCGUCAGGCAGGUCUCAAACUCGGGCCGCUCUUCUUGGAGACGCUCGUCAAGCAUUAUUUAGACCGGAUUAGAAAAAGCGCGGGCGCGUCUGCGAUUCCUCUCAGGCAGGACGAGCUAUUGUACGACGAGGUGUUCAUUAUCGUGAAGGUGAGUUAUUUUGAGCUUGAGUGGCAUACAGUCGAAGAACUGCAGAGCUUUUCUAAUACCCGCACACCCUCCCCGCCAUGGGUUCACUCUGUACGGCUCAUUAUUCCUACCUCGUGCUGCGACGAAGCAGCAAAGCAUUUGAUCAAAGCAUUUGGAGGUGAGGGGUUCAUGAAACGCACAGUCGGCGGGACAAAGUGGUGGCAAGUCCGAGGCGUCUCGGGCGUCGACGCAGAGUGGAUCACGGCAAAGAAAGACUGGCAGGAGGCGAAACGUCGCGAAAAGCAGCGACGGAAGAGGUCGCGGUCGAGAUCGGGCAAGGACAAGACCGAUGCUGAGAAAAAAGACAGUUCAGAAGACGAUGCUGGGUACCAACCUGAGAUGGACGAGAUGCCCUGCAUACUAUACUCGCAUGGAGGUGGAUAUUAUUUCGGGAGUAUUGACCAAGAAAGGUAUAGCAUGCAGCGGUACGCGCGCAAGAUUCACGGGCGUGUCUUCGCUGUUAAUUAUCGGCUUGCACCACAAUACCCUUUUCCCUGCGCAAUCCAAGACCUACUCGCUGCAUACCUCUUCCUCAUCCGCCCACCUGAAGGCGCAGCACAUAAGCCCGUCAGCCCAGGUCGCAUUGUCAUCGCCGGGGACUCGGCAGGCGGUGGACUCUCUCUAGCACUUCUACAGGUCAUCCGCGACGCCGAUCUCCCCGCUCCAGCGGGCGGCGUGCUCAUCUCGCCCUGGUGCGACUUCACGCACUCCUUCCCGAGCAUCUUCAGUAAUACGGACAGCGAUGUCAUUCCCUCUACCGGACUUUCGUUGCACAAGCCGAGCGCAUUGUGGCCUCCCCCUUCGGAGGACAUGACUGUGCGCGUCCGCGACCGCCUGCGGGAUAAUCUCCGGCAUGCACUGCACUCGCGAAUCAAACGCUCAGGCAGCGGAAUCGACGCGCCAAACGCCUCCGCCGCGCCCCCCGGUGCACCCCGCCCACCAUCUAUUCUCUCCCACUCCCUUCUAAGCACUAGUGGGCCCAUCCACAUUGGAUCAACAGCCUCACUUCCGCCGUCUGGGUCCCUCUCGGACCAGUCUGUCUCCCUUAUCACGCCUGAGGGCGAGCGCAUCACGAUCGCGGAGCAACUCCAGCUGUACGCGCCGAACGGGCUGCUGAAGCAUCCGCUCGUGAGCCCCGCGUUGUCGUACCUGGGCGGGCUGCCGCCGUUGUUCUUCAUCGCAAGUGACAGGGAAGUGUUGAGAGACGAGGUGAUCUACGCGGCGCAUAGGGCAGCGAAUCCGGAUCGAUUCCCGUUGACCGACGAGGUGCGGGCCAUGUACCCCGCCCUUGAAGGCAUCGAAAGCCGGUGUGGUCCAACCCCGGUGCAUUUGCAGGUUUAUGAUGACGCCGCCCACGUCCUCCCUGUGCUUUUUUCGUUCACGACGCCGGCCAAGUACUGCUACCGGGCAAUUGCCACAUUCUGCAAACACGUAACCCGGGUGGACCCCACGCCGCUCAGCCCGAUCACGCCUCCACCCAUCUUCACACAAACCCCAGACGAUCCUGGAGAUCCACAGGGGACAGGUGUCUCAAUCAAGAAGGCGGACACAUUACCUUCGAGCUUCAAGAAUGGAUCUCAAUGGGAGAAAACCCGACUGUACAAAACGUCGUUCUCGUCAGGACUCGCACGCACAGCAUCAACUUUACGGUCUCGCAGCUUCCAGUCGGUGCGAGGAGAAAGCGGAGCUUUUCCGGAGCCGAACGCCUCUUCAACAGGGACUUUAUCGAAGGGUGGCUCGGUGGACGUCGCCGGUCCUCGCUUCGGCCACUCAACAUCGCCACCACAUGAUAAGGAACUGCACGCUGGAAACUAUGAGGUCUAUGAUGGCACAUGGGCUAUCUCGGUUUCGAACAACGAUAUGAUCCGCGAGCGCGUCUCCACUCAAGGCGCGAUCAGGCCUCUCGAAUCCGAGGACGAGCUUCCCGCCCUUCAAGUCCCCCCAGAGCUCAUCGGGACCUUGUCAGAAAAAGCGAUCCGACGAUACACAAGUGGUAAAGAGAAAUUCGAUAGGAAAUUCGCGGGCGCCAUCAAGAACAUCGCCAAGCAUCGUGCGCGGAACCUCGAAGUCGCGAAGAAGGACGCUUCGAUGCACAUCGCGCGGCUCCAGCACUAUCUCGAGCAGGACGAACAUCCAGAGAGGUCGGCGAAGAACAACAGGCACUCGGUCGCACAGGGCUUGUUCAACUCGUCGGCGAGCUGGGGCCUUGCAUGGGCGCUGGACAGCGACGAGCAUCCGCCCCCAAGCAGCAUCGUUGCGAGACGUGAUACGGAGGAAGCGAUACAGCUCGCGCGGGUGGCGGACCGGGGGUUGGUAGCGGAGGAGAGCGCGGUCACGGCGAACAAUCUGUGGUCUGUCGUGGUCAACUUUUUGACGGUGACGCCCGAGACCGGUGGGGUGAGGAUGGGCCCAUCGAGGGUAAGGCCGGCGUUCGGUGUGUGGACGGGGAAACGCAAGCGCCAGUCGAAGUUUGUGCCGUUUUGGAGGAUCGGGAAGGACCCCAAGGGGGUCCCGAGACAGAAUGGAGAGAAGGAGAAUGCCGAGAGCAAAGAGCCACUACCAGUCUAA
This is a messenger RNA of Heterobasidion irregulare TC 32-1, 2772 nucleotides long. RefSeq names its product Esterase/lipase/thioesterase. Gene Ontology annotation, molecular function: hydrolase activity. Bases 1 to 2772 code for a protein of 923 amino acids. The transcript is spliced from 12 exons. The record is from RefSeq and is a predicted model, not a curated record. NCBI's taxonomy places the organism in Eukaryota, Fungi, Basidiomycota, Agaricomycetes, Russulales, Bondarzewiaceae.